Molecule: messenger RNA, 2090 nt
Organism: Lycium barbarum (goji berry)
Lineage: Eukaryota; Viridiplantae; Streptophyta; Magnoliopsida; Solanales; Solanaceae
Product: beta-amylase 3, chloroplastic-like
Exons: 4
Coding region: 85-1743 (552 amino acids)
Biological process (GO): polysaccharide catabolic process
Molecular function (GO): beta-amylase activity
Source: RefSeq, a predicted model, not a curated record
UUCAAUUAUCAGCACAAUCCUACAUCUUCUAUUAUAAAAAAACAACACAUUACAUCUUCUAUUAUCAAGAACGGCAACAACGAAAUGACUUUAACACUUCAAUUAUCAACUUCCUUCAUCAAUUUAAAAGAAACCAAAAGUGUUAAAACAGCUGAUGAUUUCUUAGGCAUGGUUUCUUUUGCACAAAGUACCAAGCCUUCUUGCCGGCUCAUAGCGAAGAGUUCGAUGCAAGAAGCUCAACUCUCCCAUGAAAAUAUCAUGGUUAAUCCCAUGGAAGUGAAGAAAAAUGAGAAAAGAGAGAAGCUACAUGAAUUAACAACUACUCACAGCAAUAGCAGUACAAAGGUACCUGUUUUUGUGAUGCUGCCACUUGACACCAUGACAAUGGGAGGGAAGUUGAACAAGCCACGAGCGAUGAAUGCGAGUUUGAUGGCCUUGAAAAGUAGUGGAGCUGAAGGGGUAAUGGUGGAUGCUUGGUGGGGAUUGGUGGAGAAAGAUGGACCCUUGAAGUAUAACUGGGAAGGAUAUGCUGAACUAGUCAAGAUGUGUCAAGAACGUGGGUUGAAGCUUCAAGUUGUCAUGUCUUUUCAUCAGUGUGGAGGAAAUGUUGGAGACUCUUGCAGUAUUCCCCUACCUCCAUGGGUACUUGAAGAAAUCAGCAAGAAUCCUGACCUUGUCUACACAGAUAGAUCAGGCCGGAGAAAUCCCGAGUAUAUUACCCUAGGUUGUGAUCAGUUACCAGUACUCAGAGGAAGAACACCGAUUCAGGUGUAUACUGACUAUAUGAGGAGCUUCAGAGAAAGGUUCAACGAUUACUUGGGAAACGUCAUUGUGGAAAUUCAAGUGGGAUUGGGUCCUUGUGGGGAGCUUAGAUAUCCAUCCUAUCCAGAAAGCAAUGGUACAUGGAGAUUUCCUGGAAUUGGAGAAUUCCAGUGUUAUGACAAGUACAUGAUAGCUUCAUUGGAAGCAGCCGCCAAGGCAGCUGGAAAGGAUGACUGGGGCAAGGGAGGGCCUCAUGACUCUGGGCAGUACAACCAGUUUCCCGAGGAUACUGGAUUUUUUCGAAAUGAUGGAACAUGGAACAGUGAAUAUGGACAGUUCUUCCUAGAGUGGUAUUCAGGAAAGCUACUGGGCCAUGGUGACACAAUCCUAGCAGCAGGAGAAAGUAUAUACCAAGGUUCUGGGGCUAAACUAUCUGGCAAGGUAGCUGGGAUUCAUUGGCAUUACAAUACUAGAUCACAUGCUGCAGAGUUAACGGCUGGAUAUUAUAAUACAAGAAAAAGAGAUGGUUAUCUACUUAUAGCACGUAUGUUAGCGAAACAUCGUGUUAUACUUAACUUUACAUGUAUGGAAAUGAGGGAUGGUGAACAACCCCAGAGUGCAAACUGCUCACCAGAAGGCUUAGUUCGACAAGUAAAAAAAGCAACGAGAAUUGCUGAAGUAGAACUUGCUGGAGAAAAUGCUCUAGAGAGGUAUGAUGAGAAAGCCUAUUCUCAAGUUUUGGCAACAAGCAGGUCAGAUUCUGGAAAUGCAUUGAGUGCAUUUACAUUUUUGAGAAUGAACAAACGAUUGUUUGAGCCACAAAACUGGCGGAAUCUAGUGCAAUUCGUUAAGAACAUGUCAGAAGGAGGUCGAAAUGCUGGACUUCCAGAGCGUGACUCCAGCGAGACAGACCUUUAUAUCCAUGUAGGAUUUAUCAAAAAGAGUCAUUCUAAGAAAACCAAAGAGGUUGCAGUAGUGUAAAGAUAUGCAUCUGUAUACAUGUAAUAUAGUCAUCCCAUUGUAGGUUAGCGGAGAAGCACAAAGUAUUAGCGCCAUACUCAUAGAACCUAAAUGAUUCCACAAGAAUUCGAGCCUGUGUCUGAAGCUAAACUAAAGAAAACAAGAAAAAAGAAGCUAAGUAUGUCAAUAUUUGCCACCCUGGUUCAGAGGUUGUGAAGCUCUGGGUCAUUGGGAAGAGGAGACAGUAUCACUGUAUCAUACAACUAUUUGGAUGAGCAUAUUAUUUUUUUUGUAUUCUUCCUUCCACGUUUAUUAUUGAAAAAUAAAGGAGCUAAUAUUACUGCUUCCUACAAGCAUUUUCCUGUUAA